Hipposideros armiger (great roundleaf bat) is the source of this 1678-nucleotide messenger RNA. RefSeq names its product phosphodiesterase 9A (gene PDE9A). Lineage: Eukaryota; Metazoa; Chordata; Mammalia; Chiroptera; Hipposideridae. The transcript has 14 exons. The coding region runs from base 180 to 1346 and encodes 388 amino acids. Gene Ontology annotation, molecular function: 3',5'-cyclic-nucleotide phosphodiesterase activity. Gene Ontology annotation, biological process: signal transduction. The record is from RefSeq and is a predicted model, not a curated record.
AGAAAGAAGAACUAAUCCAGACGGUGCUGACCCAGGUUGCAGAGCAGUUCUCAAGAGCAUUUAAAGUCAACGAACUGAAGGCCGAAGUGGCCAGUCACCUGGCAGUGCUGGAGAAGCGCGUGGAGUUGGAAGGACUAAAAGUGGUGGAGAUUGAGAAAUGCAAGAGUGACAUUAAAAAGAUGAGAGAGGAGCUGGCGGCCAGAAGCAACAGGACCAGCUGUCCCUGUAAGUAUAGCUUUUUGGAUAACAACAAGAAGUUGACUCCUCGACGGGAUGUCCCCGCUUAUCCCAAGUACCUUCUCUCGCCGGAGACCAUAGAGGCCCUGCGCAAGCCAACCUUCGACGUGUGGCUUUGGGAGCCCAACGAGGGGAUGAUCACGUUAAUUCUGGCCACCGACAUGGCAAGGCACGCAGAGAUUGUGGAUUCUUUCAAAGAAAAAAUGGAGAAUUUUGACUACAGCAACGAGGAGCACAUGACCCUUGCCCCCAUACACCUCUGCGUUGCUGCCCCCGAGUGCGGGCGCCUGAGUCUCCCUUCCUCUUCCCCAUCCAGGUACCAGAUCAAUGCCCGCACGGAGCUGGCCAUCCGCUAUAACGACAUCUCGCCCCUGGAGAACCACCAUUGCGCCGUGGCCUUCCAGAUCCUCGCCCAGCCCGAGUGCAACAUCCUCUCCAACGUGCAGCCAGACGGCUUCAAGCAGAUCAGACAGGUGUGCGGGCUGAGGAUGCUGAGCUGCCUGGAGCACAUGUACCAUGACCUUGGCCUGGUCAGGGACUUUGGCAUGAACCCCAUCACACUCAAGCGGUGGCUGCUGAAGAUGAUUUUGAUAAAAUGCUGUGAUAUCUCUAACGAGGUGCGUCCGAUGGAAGUCGCAGAGCCUUGGGUAGACUGCUUAUUAGAAGAAUAUUUUAUGCAGAGCGACCGGGAGAAGUCGGAAGGCCUCCCCGUGGCCCCUUUCAUGGACAGGGACAAAGUGACCAAAGCCACAGCCCAAAUUGGGUUCAUCAAGUUUGUCCUGAUCCCCAUGUUUGAAACGGUGACCAAGCUCUUCCCUGCGGUCGAGGAGCUCAUGCUGCAGCCCCUUUGGAAAUCCAGGGACCGUUAUGAGGAGCUGAAGCAAAUAGACGACACCAUGAAAGAGAAGAAGACGGAGGGCCUGACAUGUGGGAGCUCCGACAAGCCGAGGGAGAAAAGCAGAGAGGUGAAAAACAGUGAAGCCCCAACAGAAACAAACCAGCCGUCGCUUUCCGUCCCCAGCAGACCGAGCCUGAAGGGCGCGGGAGCGUCCGCGAGUGUUCACGCCCCGGCUGCCGGACGUUGUGAGAGCCAUGCAGGGAAGAGCUGACCCCGAGCGCCUGGCACCGCACGACCACGUUUUCUAAGAACUGUUUUGUUCACCGAUACAAAACAAAAAAGAAUUCAUGAUGCUGUACAGAAUUUUUAUUUUUAAACUGCCUUUUAAAUAAUAUAUUCUUAUACAGAAAUGGGUACUGUACUUUUUCUUUGGUGGACUUGUGCAUCUGAUAAACCACAGACGUCCUCCUUCCGUCCUCACGUGGAGACAAGGACACCAUGCUUUUCCACAGAUGGACCCCAGGGCCCCUCCCAGUGUGACGUGAUACGUGCAUCCGUGUAAAUUCCACAUUAAAUGUCAGACCGGUGCCCGGGGCUCAAGGA